This is a messenger RNA of Parascedosporium putredinis, 1284 nucleotides long. NCBI's taxonomy places the organism in Eukaryota, Fungi, Ascomycota, Sordariomycetes, Microascales, Microascaceae. The record is from the annotation of a GenBank genome assembly.
AUGGCAGACACCAAGAAUGAAAAGCCCACCAUCGAGACUCUCGAGGAGGGUGGAUCUGGGUCCAUCCGUACCUGUGAGGCCGGCACCCCGGGAUCCCAAAGAUCCCCUAAACCUCCCCGCUGGCGCAAGAACGCCAUCGUCCUCAUCGUCGGCCUCUACUCCGCCAUCGCCGUCCUCGCCACCUCGGGCAUGGGCGCCAUCGUCACCCAAGUCACGGCCAUGUACCCUCCCGAGGACGCCGUGCGCGUUAAUGAUCUUCUCACCUACCCGACCCUCUUCAUGGGCAUCGGCAACCUCUUCGCCAUGCCGCUGUGCGUCGCCCUCGGCCGUCGACCGGUUUUCCUCAUCUCCCUCGUCAUCAUGGUCGCUUCUGGUAUCUGGUGCGCCUGCUCCCAGAGCCUGUCCUCGCACAUUGCCGGCCGCGAUGUGCUUUCCAUGGCGGCGGGCCAGAGCGAGGCCCUGGUCGCGUACAUGGUGCAGGAGGUGCAUUUCCUCCACCAGCGCGGUACCGCUGCUACGUGGAACGCGGCGAUCCAGGGUAUCGGCACCGGCGGCAUGUUUGUGGCGACUACGUACCUCGUCUCUGCUUGGGGGUUCGCUGGUGAGGAACCCGGCACCACUUCCGGCAGCAAAGACGAAAAGACCGUCCCCGUCGUAACCAAAUCAACCCACACCCUCGACCUCACCCGCUACGCCCCCAGAACCUGGAAGGACGACCUCCGCGUCUUCCACUUCCGUCCCCGAUGGGGCAAGACCCUAACCUUCUACAAAGUCACCGCCCAGUCCUUCUGCAUCCCCUCCAUCGUCUGGCUCCUCCUCCUCAACGGCGCCUUCCUCGGCGUCUACGUCUUCCACUCCUCCACUUUCGCCCCGCUCCUCAUGAGCCCGCCCUACUCCUUCAAGUUCGAGUUCCUCGGCUUCGUCCAGCUCGCCCUCAUCAUCGCCAACCUCGUCGCCCUCCCCGUGCUCGGCUACGGCUCCGACUGGGUGAUUCGCGUCAUGAGCCGCCGGAACCGCGGCAUCUACAAGCCAGAGUACCGUCUCGUCGGCGCCAUCCUCCCCGCCAUCGUGGCCGUGGUGUCCUGCGUCAUCUACGGCCGCACCGCGUCCAACCGCGAGACUUGGUCUUGGGCCGGCAUCGCCAUCCCUAUGCCGCGGGCCUGUUUUCCUUCCUCGGCGCCAACACCGUCGGCAUCACCUACGUCCUCGAUAGCUGGCCCGCGCAGGCGGGACCUUUACUUCUCGUCGUCGCGGCCGGUCGCGGCUUCAUCAGCUUCGGUUUGA